AUUUUAUACGUAACUAAACUCGACAGAACUUCAGAAGCAAGAAAAUGGCAAUGUUGCGAUCUUUGGGUAAUUUGAGCAAAUUUUCAGUAAGACAUGGAGUAUUUAGACCUGGCUUCUUCCAAGGGAAAAAUCUGUGUUCCGCCGCUGCCGCAGAGAAUGUCAAUAGUACCAGCACAUAUAACAGUAACAGGCCUUUGAUUGGUCAAGCAGAGACCAUGAUGGAUAUUGGAACGAGGCCUAUCUUCAGUGAGGAACAUGAUAUGUUUAGAACCAGUGUCAGGAGAUUCUUCCAAGAGGAGGUAGCCCCAAACCAGGACAGGUACGAGAAACAGAGGGUGGUGGAUAAAGAGUUAUGGGAAGCUAUGGGUUCAGCUGGAUUGCUUGGUGUUGACAUCCCAGAGUCUCAAGGAGGAAUUGGAGGAGACCUGUUAAUGACUUCAAUAGUUUGGGAGGAACAAGCUUAUGUAAAUUCAGCUGGUACAGCCUUCCCCAUGCAUAGUGACAUAGUCAUGCCGUACAUAAGUCAGUAUGGUACCCCAGAACAGAUUGAAAAGUUCAUACCUGCAAUGACAGCUGGAACUAAAGUGGGUGCCUUGGCAAUGACUGAACCUGCAGCUGGAAGUGAUCUACAAGGUAUCAAGACUUCAGCCAAGAAAGAUGGAGAUGAUUAUAUUCUGAAUGGGAGCAAGGUGUUCAUCACAAACGGUUACCUUUCUGAUGUGGUGGUUGUUGUAGCCAUCACAGAUCUUAAUGCUCAGAAGAAAGCUCAUGGCAUCAGUCUUUUCUUGGUAGAGGCUGGUAUGCCAGGGUUUACCAAGGGUAAACCACUGGAAAAGGUUGGACAGAAGGCUGUGGAUACUUGUGAGCUUUUCUUUGAGGAUGUACGCCUUCCAGCCAGUGCAUUGUUAGGUCCAGAGAACCAAGGUUUUUAUAUGCUGAUGAAUCAACUUCCUAGAGAGAGGCUUAUUAUUGGAGUUGGUUGUCAGGCACACACUGAGUUCAUGUUUGAGGAGACUAGGAACUAUGUCAGGCAACGUAAAGCAUUUGGGAAAACGCUUGCUAACAUCCAGACAAUCCAACAUAAGCUAGCUGAGCUGAAGACAUUGAUCUGCAUUGGAAGGAGCUUCCAAGAUGAUUGCCUCAGACUGGCUGCAGAAGGCAAACUAGACACGUUUACUGCAUCUAUGUCAAAGUACUGGGGUUCAGAUGUCAUUAACAAAGUAUCAACAGAAUGCCUUCAGCUUCAUGGUGGAUGGGGUUAUAUGUGGGAGUAUGCGAUUGCCAGAGCUUAUUGUGAUGCGAGAGUUGGUGCCAUUUAUGGUGGUAGCAAUGAGAUUAUGAAGGAACUCAUCUACCGACCCAUCAUAGCCUCCGAUUAAAAGGAGAGGAUCUGCUUUAACAAUACGUGCCAUUAAGUCUUUUCAAUAAAGGUUUAUAUUUAACCCAUUCCAAGUGCAGAUAUUUUAUUGCCAGUAUGAUGUAUUAUUGAUUAAUUAUGAUUAAUAAUGCAAGUCUGCUCUUAUGUGAAGGGAUGUAAUAUAUAUUAUUGAAUCAAAAUCAAUAUUACUCAUAUAUCCAAAGUUAAUAUUAUUGGUUUCAUAGUAUAUUAUAAAACACCAACCUUGAAUAACAAACAAAUAUCAUUAUAGAAUUCAACAUGAUGUAAUUUGUCAAAACUAUUAUAUAUUCAACUGAUGAAUAGUAAUUCUUAUUAAUUUACUUACAUUGUCAAAACAUUUAUAGUUCAGAUUAAUUAUGCAAUUCAGGUAUUUUAUCUUUAACUGUUUUUAGUUGAUUUGAUAUAUUUGAUAUAUUUAAAUUGUAUGCAAAUAUUUGAUGUUUACAAGUGCAGUCGUCCCAAAUAUUACAUGAGCGUGCAAGUUGAGUCUAUUCAACAUCAUCAGGCAGAGUUGGAUAGACUGAUUUAACUUGCACCAUAUGUAAUAUUUGAACGGUCAAGGGAUGACUAAACAUUGAAUAUAUGUUUUGUAUAAUGCACGAUGUGCUUAGUCUUACUAGACCAAAAUAUACAUUGAACGUUAGGCCUAUAGAGGAAUAGGACUAGAAGUAAAUCUUGUAGAAAUAUAGCCUACCCUUAGCAUUUUAUUUUGCUAAUUUUAUAUGCGUGUGGUGUAUGUUGUACAGUUAAUGCGGGUUGCGGGUACGAUUAUGCAGUUUGUGUAGGUGCAGGCCAUGGUACAAAUGCUCAUUGAUUUUGGUAUCCUAUUGCACUGCCGGCUCUCUUGCUCGAGUGUGCAAUAUGCAUCAUGUGUUGGCAUGCUACAGCUGUUUCCUCUGAAUGCCAUAUGAUGUGCAUUAAUCACCUGUGGAGGAUCUAUGUAUG
Molecule: messenger RNA, 2344 nt
Organism: Lytechinus variegatus (green sea urchin)
Lineage: Eukaryota; Metazoa; Echinodermata; Echinoidea; Temnopleuroida; Toxopneustidae
Product: long-chain specific acyl-CoA dehydrogenase, mitochondrial-like
Exons: 9
Coding region: 45-1379 (444 amino acids)
Molecular function (GO): flavin adenine dinucleotide binding; acyl-CoA dehydrogenase activity
Source: RefSeq, a predicted model, not a curated record